Trichoderma atroviride IMI 206040 is the source of this 1465-nucleotide messenger RNA. The record is from RefSeq and is a predicted model, not a curated record. NCBI's taxonomy places the organism in Eukaryota, Fungi, Ascomycota, Sordariomycetes, Hypocreales, Hypocreaceae.
CUUCCAUCUUGACACCAAGAAGAGAGGGAAAGGAAAGGAAGGGAAAGGAAAGGAAAAGAGGAAAAUCACCACCAAAAGUACGGGAAACAUAAUCAUCUCCUUGUCAAUAUCUUCCACCGCCGCCAUGAUGCACCACCGCCGCCUACCGUCCCACCACCGCAAUCACAAGACAUCUCUUCGUCGCCGCCUCGCCAAGAAUCCCGAGCUCGCCCACAAGCUAAACCAGAUGGCCCUGCCCCUGUCUCCUCUUGUCCAGCUCACUACCGGUGCCAUCCACCCUCAUUUCCCGCGCACUGUGCUUCAGUUCUGGCUCCUCACCGAUGCUCAGCUCGAAUCCCUUGCUCAGUUCUACCACCAGCGCACUCCAUCACCUUGGUCUAGGCAGUACCCCUGCCCCGUCAACUGGCGUUCCGAUGCACCACUUGAAGAGAAGCGCCGCAAGAUGGGCAGGUUCAUCGGCCUAAGGGGCUGCGAGAACCCAACGGCUGUUCUCAAGACCGAAGAGCAGAUUGCAAGAGACGCCAGACUCGCCAGCAGGAAUGCGGCUGAUGAGGAUGUGUGGAGACGGAAGAUGAACCCCUUCUCUCAAUUGUGAUGGGCAGAUCGGUUCAUUUCCCUUUUCGUUUCAUUGGCACAGCAUUGUUUUAUUAUUAUCAAUUGUCAUCACGGAUCUAGAAUCGGCAUCCUCCUUGGUGAAGGAUGACUUCUGGCUCUGGGGCUUAGAAAGGAUUUAUGGCGUUUUGUUUUGUUUUAUUUUUGGGUUUCCAGCCAUUGGAUUGGGAUGGUUCCUUUGAAACGGCUACUACUUGCAUUUUAGAUUGGCAACUUGACACUGCCAUUCCCGCCAGGGACUUUCGUACAUACUCUGUAUACACUUGUGUUUAACUACAGGUCGUGAGAGUCGGGAGGGCUUAUAAGAACAUCAUACACGGAGCAUCGGCGGGAGAGGUGGAUUAACGGAAGGCCUGUGUAGGGAACAUUAACAGCAAUGACUCGAUACGAUUUGAACAUACUAGUUUGUCAUUUAUACCAAGAAAAUAAAGACAAAUUUAAUUAACCUUUCGUCUUCCUCAUUUUAUGGGGAGCGUGACUUGGUAGAAACUACACAACCUACCUAGGCGUCAUAUGUGAGGCGAAGAUUGGCAGCUGGCAAUCAAGACAGAAGAUAUCAACUACCUAUCUACCCACCUAGGCCUAUGUAUAUCGAGUGUCUAGGUAGCUACACUGCCUUGUUAAUUUAUAUACAUGUAUCUAGACAAGACUACAGAAAGAGUAGUGAUAGCAGUACGCCACGAAGACAACAAAAAAGCAGCGACAAGCACAAAGGACGGAGAUGUUGAAUGGUCACGUAGUUCCACCUGUAUUUAUCGAGCUCAUCCGUUUGCUUAAGCAGCUUGCUCCUUUUAUACCGAAUCCGUAAAGUUCACCAAGAUACUGAAGACCUCUGAUGGAAAGAGAAGAAGGC